Molecule: messenger RNA, 3251 nt
Organism: Exophiala viscosa
Lineage: Eukaryota; Fungi; Ascomycota; Eurotiomycetes; Chaetothyriales; Herpotrichiellaceae
Exons: 5
Coding region: 264-2927 (887 amino acids)
Cellular component (GO): plasma membrane
Molecular function (GO): calcium-activated cation channel activity
Source: RefSeq, a predicted model, not a curated record
GCUUCAAACUCGGUUCUGCCCUGACCAAUUUUGAAGGAGGUUCCUGGUUAGAAACUCAGAUGCCAGCUGAGGUGAAUAUGAGUGCGAGCGAUGCACUGCAGAUGCACUUGCCCGACAUCCACUGACUCGACUCCUCGAUAGACAAAUACCUACUUCGUUCUCUCAUUCCAAUCCCAAAUGCUUUUGUUUACGUCCUCUCUACCUCAGUCGUCUUCGCGUUCAUACUAGUAUCGCUAUCCUACCCUCAGGCGCAGUCUAACAAGAUGGAGGCCUUGCACACCAUUCUUCACAUUCGCGCGCAGGCUCCUGAUACAAACGCCAACGACGAUCAAAACGUGGGCUCCAGCCGCUCAACCUCGCCAUCUCUCUCCGGUCUCAUCUCUACCCUCGUUCCGACUUUGAUCAUCGCAUGCGCAUACUUUGCCCUCUUCGUCGUCCUACGCGCCAGAUUCCCUAGACAAUAUGCUCCUCGGACAUACUUGGGCGCUUUGCGGCCGCAAGAACGUACACCUGCACCGCCUAACACCUUGUUUGGAUGGAUUCCGUUUAUGAGAAAGCUCCCGGAUGAGUACGUCCUUCAACACAACUCCCUUGAUGGCUACUUCCUGCUCCGUUACCUCAAAAUGUCCAUCAUCAUCUGUUUCGUUGGUUGCUGUAUUACCUGGCCUAUCUUGUUUCCUGUCAACGCAACAGGCGGUGGUGGUCAGAGUCAACUCAACCUUCUGAGCUUCAGCAACGUAACGAACAAGAAUCGAUAUUAUGCCCAUGUCUUUGUCGCCUGGAUCUUCAUAGGCUUCAUCUUCUUCCUGGUUACACGGGAGAUGAUUUACUACAUAAAUCUGCGGCAAGCUUAUCUGUUGUCCCCAUUGUACGCAUCGCGAAUCUCGUCCAGAACGGUUCUCUUCCAGUCAGUACCCAUCGAAUACGCAAAUGAAGCAAAAGUUCGCCGAAUGUUCGGUGACGAACUCAAGAGCGUGUGGGUUGUCUCGGACGCCAAACACCUGGAAGACAUGGUGAAAGACCGUUACAAGGCUUGCAUCAAACUUGAGACAGCCGAAACCAAACUCAUCAAGCUUGCCAAUAAUGCCCGCCUCAAGUCCAUCAAAGGUCAACCUGGGGAUGCCCAGCCAACGCCGGUUGCUGCUGACGAAGAGAACGGCAACGAGUCAGGCGCAGCGGCCUCUCGCUGGGUUAGACCAAAAGACCGUCCCACGCAUCGCUUGAAACCAUUGAUUGGUAAGAAGGUCGAUACCAUCGAUUGGUGCCGAGAGAAAAUUGCGAGACUGAACCCACUUAUCGAGACCGAACAAGAAAAGUACCGAUCAAGCGAGUUGAAACCCAGAAAUGCGGUCUUUGUGGAAUUCUGGAAUCAGACCCAAGCUCAGAGCGCCUUUCAGAUGGUGGCCCAUCAUCAACCGUUGCAUAUGUCUCCCCGUGUCGUGGGUCUGAGUCCUGAAGAGGUGGUUUGGUCAAACCUGGGCAUUACCUGGAAGACUCGAACAAUCCGCAAUGUCGUCUCGCUCGCGUUUGUUACAGUUCUCAUCAUCUUCUGGUCUAUCCCAGUCGCCGUCGUCGGUUCCAUUUCACAAAUAUCAUAUUUGACCGAGGUUGCUCCAUUCUUGAAGUUCAUCAACAAGUGUCCCAGUGUGAUCCUAGGAGUCAUCACCAAUCUCUUGCCGACCAUCAUGCUCUCGAUCCUGAUGUCUCUUGUGCCCACCAUCAUGAGGUUCAUGGGAAAGGUGGCGGGAUUGCCAACCCUCUCUCUGAUUGAACUCCGUUGUCAUGAAUCAUUCUUCUGGUUCCAGAUUAUACAAGUUUUCUUGGUCACAACCAUGACCUCUGCAGCAAGUGCUGCGGUCCCUCAGAUUAUCAAGAAUCCGGGCUCCAUCACCACGCUUUUGGCUAAGAACCUGCCGCUGUCAUCAAACUUCUACAUCUCCUACUUCAUCUUGCAAGGCUUGGUAUUUUCUUCAGGCCAACUGUUGCAAAUUGUUGGCCUGAUUUUGUUCAACCUUCUCUCAAAGUUCCUCGACAAGACUCCCAGGAAAAUGUAUGCUCGGUGGUCGAGCCUGUCCUCCGUAGGAUGGGGCUCCGUCUUUCCUGUCCUUGAAAUGAUGACAGUCAUCUCCAUCACUUAUGCGCCUAUUGCUCCUCUGAUGAUGGGGUUUGCGACGCUCGGCCUUGGACUUUUCUACUUCGCUUACCGAUAUAACCUGCUGUUUGUCGACAGUUCCGUGAUCGAUACGAAAGGUCUUGUUUAUUCGAAGGCGUUGCAACAUACCCUGGCCGGCUGUUACCUUGCAGUCGUUUGCCUUAUUGGCCUGCUGGCCAUCAGAGCGGCGGCAGGUCCAUUGGUCCUCAUGGUGAUCUUUCUGAUUGUAAUGAUCCUUUAUCACAUCUCUCUGACAUCAGCUGUGGAGCCACUCUUACAUUUUCUUCCUCGGUCGCUCGAGUCCGAAGAGGCUGCACUUCUUCAGUCAGAAUCUCCAGGUGCCUCAUCGUCCAAAGCGCAUGGCAAGGACAAUCUGUUCGAAAAGAAUGGAGUGGAAGAAUUGACAAAUACCAAGCGCGCCAUGCAACCGGGCGGUAACAAGCAUGUCUCGAUGUUCAAGAAGUUCCUUAGGCCUGACGUCUAUGCCAGCUAUGCGGUGCUGCGGAAACUCGUUCCACAGGAUUAUGCGGAGAUCAGAUACUCGCCUGAAGUUGAGAGGGACGCCUAUCAAGAUCCGGCCGUCAACGCCAUCGCGCCUUUGUUGUGGGUGCCUCAUGAUGAGAUGAGAGUGUCGCGGCAGGAAUGUUUGCAUACCAACAAAGUGACGCCCAUGACUGAUGAGGGAGCGUCGUUUAAUGAAAAGGGCAAAAUUGUCUGGGAUGAGGAGGAGUCUGGCGGACGUCCACCGAUCUUUGAGGAAAAGAUUUACUAUUGAAGCUGCAGUGUCUGAGAGGCGAGGCCCGGCGAAAAGAUUCAAGUCAAGUCAUGCUUGAAGGUUGUUCCCGACGGACUCCAGUCUAGAAUGCAGGGCUGCAGAGGUCUGAUCAGGGUUGGCAGUUGUUUUGUGUAUGAAUGAUACCCCAUAAGCUAUACGUUAUUAGUUACUAUUGAUACUGUUUGGAGCAUGAGGAAGUGAAUAUUGUUGCCGUUUGACCAUGCCUGACGCUGGUCUAGUGCCUGGUUGCCACUCACAGCAGCUCCCUUUACGGUAGAUUGAAAGUUGCAAACCCUUCAACAGCGUCGACUUCGUGUAGGUAAU